GAAGAAUUUAUUCAUAAACACUAGUACAUUAUUUUUUUGCGCGGCUCAAUUAUAUUCCGAAAAUUCUUGUGUGGUUCGAUUUAAAAACCCGAUUCGAAAAAAAUGAAUAUUGAAUAUGUUUCCUGUAAAAUAUCGGCCAUUUGUUGGCUACAUAAUGAUCAUUGUUUACGACAAUCAUCAAACGAUUCGAAUGAAUUAUUCUGGCUAUGUGGAACUUAUUCAUCAACAAAUAAAAAUUUUCUAACAAUUUAUUCAAAACAACAACAAUCAAUUAAUAAUGAUCAACGAUCAGCCGGUAUUGUACAGUUGAAAAAUAUUCAUAAAUCAGUUGAUGCUGAUGUUAUUGCUUUGGCUAAUUAUGAUAAACGAUCAUCAUUUUAUAGCCUAUCGAAUGGUCAAAUAUCAUUGAUACAAUAUGAUCGAGAAUCAGGUUUUCAAUCCAUACAUGAUUGGUUUAAUGAAGAUAUUCGUGUUCAUCAAUCAACAGCCAUUGUUGUUAAUAAUUCUUCUGAAUUAAUUUCUUGUGGUCUUGAUGGUCGUCUUAUGUUUUUCGAUAUUCUUUCACGAAUGACAUCGAAAAGUCGACCAUUAACAAUGAAUUCGCUUCAUUGUAUGGAUAAAAUAUCCGAUAAUGAAUUCAUAUGUGGUACAACAUCUGGUCAUCUUAAAAUAUUCGAUCAUCGUACUGAAAAUGUUGAAUUGAAUUUGGCCAAUGAAUUGUCAAUCAUAACGGCAGUUAAACGAAACAUUCAUAAUCCACAUAUUGUUGCCUGUGGUAAUGAUCUUGGAUUAUUAAAUAUUUGGGAUCUUCGUAACACUGGCCAUCGUCCAAUGCAACCUGUUUCAGUUCAUGCAGCCGAAAUCAAUUGCCUUAAAUAUAUUGCAAAUGAACGAAAUACAAUUAUGACAAGUGGUUUAGAUGGUCAACUAAUCAAAUGGAAUAUUUCGAAUGAUUUUGAAAUCGAUACUGUCGAAGCGAUUGUCGAUAAAAAUAAUACCUAUCCAAUCAAUUGUUUUGAUAUAAAUGAAAAUCAAAUUGUUUUUGCCGAUGAUAAUGAAGUUUUGUAUUUAACAACAUUUUAA
Molecule: messenger RNA, 1083 nt
Organism: Dermatophagoides pteronyssinus (European house dust mite)
Lineage: Eukaryota; Metazoa; Arthropoda; Arachnida; Sarcoptiformes; Pyroglyphidae
Gene: Nup43
Product: nucleoporin 43
Cellular component (GO): nuclear pore outer ring
Molecular function (GO): protein binding
Source: RefSeq, a predicted model, not a curated record